AUGGCUAGCAACAGAAUCGCCUCGUUCGGCUCCAACGAUAGCGGCUACGAAAGUGGUAUCGUGGAGGUCUUUGAAGAACCUUCUUGCCCGGCCCUCAAAACCCCAGACCAUGCGAAAGAGAUGGCAAGGCACAGACAACACCUCAUGGCUUCCGAGCUCUCGAGGAGGGACGCCGAGGACUAUCAGCAGGACAUGCUUGAGCACAUGUUGAAGAUGGACAUUGAAACAAUGCCCGAUGUCGAUGCCAUCGAUAUUCAGACCGAAAUCCAGUGGUUCAUGAGACCGUAUCUGCUCGAUUUCCUGGUCGAAGCUCACUCGGCAUUUCAGCUCUUGCCCGAGACUUUGUUCCUCACGAUCAACCUUCUCGACCGCUACUGCUCCAAGAGAGUCGUCUACAAGCGUCACUACCAACUUGUCGGGUGCGCUGCCCUCCUCAUUGCCGCAAAGUAUGGGGACAAGAAAGAGAAGGUUCCAACAAUCAAGGAGUUGAAGUCCAUGUGCUGUUCUCUCUACGAUGAUGACAUGUUCCUGCAAAUGGAAUGGCAUGUUCUAUCGACUCUCGGCUGGGCUAUCGGCCAUCCCACCGUUGAUUCGUUCAUGCGUCUGGCCGUCAAGGACAACAUCUACGAUCCGGAGGCGGAGAAUCUGACGCUCUUCAUUCUUGAGAUUGCUCUGUACCAUCGAGAGUUCGUGUCCAAGCAAGCAUCGACCCUCGCUCUGUCGGCUCUCGCCCUUGCCCGACAUAUCCUCGGCCGACCACAGUCACGCGCAGUCGAGUUUGGCUCCCGCUAUUGCAGCACCACCGUUAUGGAAUUGUUGCAGAAGGUGCAAGAACCUUCAGAAAUCCUGUCCCGGAAAUAUGCAUCGGUUCGCUACUCAGGCGUUUCUCGAGUCUUGACCGCAUACCUUGCUCAGAAGGCUGCCAUGUCUGCCUCAGCUCGCACGCCAAUCACUCCGACUUACGAGCUCACUCCACCUUCAGCUGCUGCUGCUGCUAAGUCUGCCGGACCGGAGUAUUUCAGAUCGUAUGCUACGCCUCAGAAGCCUCAGUUCCCCACGAUGGUCCAGCAUGGUUUGUACACGCCCCCCAUCACUCCUGAAGGAGAGAUGUUCGGAGUCACUCAAAAGACCUUCAACGCACCCAAUCAAUACGUCCCUCCCACCCCAACUCCCAACACAGUGAGCCAUCAAUAUUCCUCACAAUAUCCAGCCUCAAUUCAGCAAUGGAGCGGUGAAAGCUACUAA
Messenger RNA from Capronia coronata CBS 617.96, 1245 nucleotides. RefSeq lists its product as uncharacterized. Bases 1 to 1245 code for a protein of 414 amino acids. Gene Ontology annotation, cellular component: nucleus; cytoplasm; cyclin-dependent protein kinase holoenzyme complex. NCBI's taxonomy places the organism in Eukaryota, Fungi, Ascomycota, Eurotiomycetes, Chaetothyriales, Herpotrichiellaceae. Gene Ontology annotation, molecular function: cyclin-dependent protein serine/threonine kinase regulator activity. The transcript has 2 exons. Gene Ontology annotation, biological process: regulation of cyclin-dependent protein serine/threonine kinase activity; mitotic cell cycle phase transition. The record is from RefSeq and is a predicted model, not a curated record.